AUGGCUGAACACAAAGGUGAAGAAAGAACAAAUGACGUAGCAUCGACAUACUGCCGUAUAUUGAACGUUGCUGAAGGUGCUUCGUUACCAGCUGUUCAACUCAAGGACGGAAGUACAGUGCAGACUGGCACUGUAGCUGCAAUGCUGAAAAAUAUUGAACGGUUCAACAAUGGAGAAAACCGAGAAGGGGACGAAGCUCGUUAUGAAUUGGAAAGAUGCGUACCUGUUCUUCUCAAAGUCGGGCUUUUUGCUUUAUUCACACCCGAUGAAUGGAUCAGUACCAAUGGCCAACCAGAAAAUCCCGGUCGAAAAUUUGUCGGUGAAUUAGCUCAACAGCUUCUCACUAUGCAAUCAUCAAAGGCUAACUAA
This is a messenger RNA of Adineta ricciae, 369 nucleotides long. NCBI's taxonomy places the organism in Eukaryota, Metazoa, Rotifera, Eurotatoria, Adinetida, Adinetidae. The record is from the annotation of a GenBank genome assembly.